This is a messenger RNA of Cydia pomonella (codling moth), 5147 nucleotides long. RefSeq names its product nuclear distribution protein nudE homolog 1 (gene nudE). Gene Ontology annotation, cellular component: centrosome; kinesin complex; kinetochore. Gene Ontology annotation, molecular function: microtubule binding. Bases 226 to 1347 code for a protein of 373 amino acids. NCBI's taxonomy places the organism in Eukaryota, Metazoa, Arthropoda, Insecta, Lepidoptera, Tortricidae. The transcript has 7 exons. Gene Ontology annotation, biological process: microtubule nucleation; mitotic centrosome separation; centrosome localization. The record is from RefSeq and is a predicted model, not a curated record.
CAAUUGGCAUUUUACUUGUUUUUGGAUGAGCAAGAACUGUGUCACAUUUUGCGUUUUAACGGCUUCUAACAGUCAUAGAAACAAUUUAGUAUUUUAUUUAGAUACUCGUUUUAAAAUAGUACAUAUUUUGAUUAAUAUUAGCUACAUGAGUGUGGUGUAAAUCUCAAAACAUACUUUUGUUAUGAUAAAGGUUUAUCCUUGAGUAUUUUUUGGAACGUAGAAAACAUGGAACCUCCGCGACAAUCAGAAUCAGAUACUGUGGAAUACUGGAAGAAACAAGCUAAACAUUAUGAGCAAAAGGCAAUUGAUAUGCAACAAGAGUUGGAUGAGUACACGGAAAAUUCAGCACAGUUGGAAAAAGAACUUGAAGCUUCACUCCUACAAGUUGAGAAACAGAACAGAGAUCUAGAACAUCAAAAUCAGCGGCUAAAAAAUGAAAUAGAAUCACUUAAGAAUAAAUUAGAAAGAAGUCAGCAUGAAACCAAUGCAUUAGAAAAUGAAGUGCAAUCACUCAAAAUAGAACAGGACAAAAAAGCUGAAUACAUCAGAGAGUUGGAGCAAAAAAAUGAUGAUUUGGAAAGAGGGCAAAGGGUUAUCUCUGAAUCCGUGUCUUACAUAGAGGCAAUGUUACAUCAGGCAUAUGAAAGAAAUGCAGUGUUAGAAAGUGAAGUUGAUGAAAUAGAGGCACUAAAAGUGAGAUUACAACGAGCUACAGAUGAAGCUAGAGAUUUGAAGCAGGAACUGAAAGUAGUAGAAAAACUCCCAGUGCACAGAAAGGAAGAUGACAGUACAAAUGAAAAUGGAAUGGUGAAUGGACACAACACUUGCUCCAGAGCAGUUGAAACUGAAACCCAAACAGCUUUGCCUUCACCUCUAAAACGAGAAAUCAAUGGUAACGCCAUGACACCGUCAGCCAGAGUAUCGGCUAUCAACAUUGUGGGUGAUUUGCUCCGUAAAGUGGGGCUUGAAAGGUUUCUUUGCCGUGAAUGUGGUAAGAUCAAAUGCUCGUGUGACGCUCAACCUCCAGACUUGAGUGAAGCCGCCAAGUCAACCGAGAUCUCCCAUGCCUGUGAUAACACCGAUAACAGCAUAGAUGCUUCCAUCGAAUAUAGAAACCCUAAAGUGUUCAUACGACAAUCUUCUGGGCCUGAUCCAAUAACACAAAAACAUCAGUUAAAGCACAGAUCCUCCGAGGAGGGAUUUUCUAGGCCUGGAGUGGGAGAGAAUGGGAAAUUGAGACGAUCUUUCGCUGUGAGAUCUAGGGAGGGGCUUGAAAACCUGUUGAGCUUCGCUUCUAUUCGGAAUGGACAGACGCGAGCCAAGCCAAAACAGACUUUAGCACGAUAACAUAUACCUGUAGUAGUGAAUUGCUAGUGGCUCGUGCACAAAUACCUGUUUAAUACUACCCAGAAAGGUCAUCUCUGCUUCAAAGAAUGUUAAAUAGAAGGAAAAAUUGAUGAUAUACUUGUAAUUAUAGUAUUUCCUAUUUUAUAUGUAUUCCUCGAAGCCAAGGUGGUUUACAGGGCAGUAGCACACAAACAUACCAACAUUGUGUUUUUUAUGCUUUAAUUCUUCAGUUUGUAGUUGUUGUCAGUAGGAAUUUGUAACCGUAAUCUUAAAAACUAGUUGACCGGACAGAAUUUAAUCACGCAUUCCUUGGACCAUAAAGUGAAAAAAUGGUUAUAGGACCGUAAGGCGGUUAUCACACUGGAUGCGAUUCGUACGUCGCUUCUAUUUUUGAGCGAGACAACGCAAUGCGCGUAUAUAGCGACAUCCCGCUCGUACACGGAACGAGGAGGUGCGAAUCGCAUACAGUGUGUGUGACUGUGAACACGGAUAAACAUCUUUUCUGUGAUACGAAAUGAAUCCUUUAAAUUGAACUAGUCAAGUUUAAUUCGAUAAUAAAUAUUGUACUGAUCGAGUUAUAGCAUUUUUACCCAAGUUUCUAUACCCAAAUUCUGUAUCGUAUGUGACAUUUUAGUAUCUUAACAUGGUCUGGAAUAAAUUAUUAAAAUCUGUUGGAUAUAACAUAUAACUUACUUAAAUUACGGUGAUCUAAUUGCAGUGUACAUAAUAAAUGAUGUAUAAUAUGGUACUAUAUUGUACUGUUUUUUAUUAUAGACAUUAUAUUUUUAGAUGCAUGUUUCACGCGUAAAUGUAUUAUACUAUGUAUUGAGUUAUAUUUUCCCAGUAAUAUUUUUGUGUGCUGUGCGUAAUUAGUCACGGUGAAAGCUUUAACCGCACAUUCUUUCCCAUCACCUACUAAUAUUAGUAUCAUUCAUAUAUUGUACUUUUCUUCAUUGUAGGCUUUGGAAUCAAAGUUAGCAUCGUGUCGUGGUACGGUUAGACCUAAAGAGCAUUCACCAAAUUCAAGCUCAGAUGUGAAUAAGGACUACAGGUGUGUACUCAAGAACUAAUACGCUGUUUGUCAUCGGCAACUCAUCGCCACUGCACUGCAAAACUUAGUUGCAGACUUAGCACUUAUUGUGAUAUUGGUACACAAGUAAAAUAAUUUAGAUUGUAUAUUUUCGUAAUGUUGUCUGAGUUAAGCACCUAAGAAGAGUAAUAUCAAAGAAGCUUUAAAUCUGCUUCAUUAUUAAAUAUAAACUAACUUGUGUACUAAAAUUAACAUCACUUUUCCUAUAAUUUGCUAAAAACUGUGAUGAUAAAUGAAGAUAUUUUAAGAAUUGGUAAAUGUAGUACUAAUAAUCUAAUUUUGGCCUACCCACCGGCGACAAAACACGUUAUUUGCGGCACACAAAGGCUUAUAGAUCUGUAGAUACCUUUGGAUUAUGAGUUAGAGGGCUUCGCGACCACAUAGUGUCUAAUAGAAUGGGCCACCAUUUAAGUACUUGUAAAGUGUGCCGUCCGUCUAAGAUCUGAACGAUAUAAAUAAAAGUAUAAUUUAAUUUACCUUAAUAUAAUAAAAUCGUUAAUUCUAUCAGAUAUAUGUAUUCUUUAUUAAUGAAUUAUAUUGCAUUGGCGCCCGAAUCAAAUCUUGAUGUGGUUAUCUGCCCACGCGUGUGGAAGCUAUCGCUAGCUGAAAUUGGUGGACAAAAUAUUUUGGAGUGAUACUUUAUGUAAAUAAUUAGAAUUCAUAUGAAAUUGUUAAAAUUAGAAAUUUUUAUAAUAUCAAUUCAAUUAAUUUCUUGAUAUACAAAAAAACUGUAGGAUCUUAUACUCACCGGACUGAUUUUGAUUUCUUAAUUGAUUUUGUUAAUGGAUAGAAUAAAAAAAAAACGAAUAGGUGCAGACAACAAUAACAAAAAUAGGCAGAUAAAAUACCGGUAGUUGUUUACAGAAAAUGUUAACUUAAUGUUACAUUUUCUUGUAGUUAAUACCCUAUAUACGUGUUUGUGUUUAACAAAAUCUUGCAUCAUUCAUGUAAAGAGUUGAAAUAUCGUGUCCAACGCCACACCACAGACAACUCGAUGGUGGUUUUUAUAUUUAUAUCUCUAUCCUAAAUAUGUCAAAAGAAGGCGAAGUAACGCAAUAACAAACCCAGGCAUUUGGAAGGAAUUUUUGAGUUGCGAAAAAAAGUAGUACGAAUUUGUUGGCGUCGAUGAACUAGCCCUAUAGUGUUGAACGGCGCCAAACAUUUUUCAGCGCGUCAGUUGUCAAAUUUUAAUUAAAGGACUUCCUUCACAUUACUAUGGAUUUAAGGCAUCCUUUAGAUGUGGUUAAACUUAACUAGCUGCUUGUAAAACAAUACCGCAAGACACGUGUAAAGACAGCUGGUAUCAGUGUUGGCCGGUAAUUAAACAGAAAAUAUUGAAAAUUAACCAUCACAAAUUGAGACUGUCACAGUUUACGGUUCAAUUUGUAACGUUUAAUUUUCAAUAUUUUCAAUUCUAAUCAACGUUCAGCCAACACUAGUUGGUAUGCCAUUGACUUACAUGCUACCGUGCACAUUUUUUUGUUGUGUCUUUUUCAUGCAGUUAGUUAAAUUUAAACAUUUGUAAAGGCUGUUUCAAUUGUCUGUCGUCAUAUAUCAAUCGGAUAACUAAUAAAUUAACCAUUGGACAACUAAUUUCAAUUCUUUACUUUUACAAUUAAAUAUAACUAAUUGGGCAUUCAAUGUGGAUAAGACGUAUUUUAUUUAAAAUUGUAAUUAACCAUUGUCAUCUAAAAUAAUAUAUAUUAUAUUUUAAAUAUUUAGUUACUAUACUUAUUGAUCAUCUUCAUUGUUAAUCUAUUUUGACCCCCAUACUCCAUUUUGUAAGCAUGGUAUGUCUGUCGUUCUAUCUGUAAGUAACCUUUCUAACAUUAAAAACGAUGUUCCUCCGUUCCGAUUAUAGCAAUAAAAUAAUUUCUAAUUUUAAUAGGUAUAAUUACUGUUGUAAGCAUCGUAAUUUGUGCUCACACUAUUAACUGAAAUGAAAUGAUCAAGUUUAUAUUAAAUGAUAGAUAAAAUAAUGCAUAUACUCUUGUUACACAUAGUCUUGCCUUAUUGUACUACGUCAGUAUAGAUUUCAUUUAUAUGACAAGAGAUUUUGCCUCUUUCUUUUAGCUAUAAUAAAAACAACUAGUUUUUUAAAUUUGUUUGGUAAUUAUAUCUAAUGAUAUGAAUUGACUGUAAAUGUAAUAGUUUCUACGCUGUCUUACUGCCACGCCUGUUUGUCACAAGUGUCAAGUAGAUUCAAUUGAGAUAACGAAAGCGUAGUAAUUAAUAAAGACUGCUAAAUAAUCUUAUAGAGAUCGAUUUUCUAAAAUAAAGUGUUUGUAGGCCCUACUUUAACAAGCUUUCAUUCCUAUAGUGUUUUGGCCGUGGCUCUUAUUAUAAAAUUAUAACGCCCUGUAUGUUUUCUUUUUCAGUGAGUUCUAGAUUUCGUAUUAAUAUUUACAAGCUAAGGUCAAAACGCUGUACCAAAUGGGAAUGAAGUGACUUCGUCAAACAAUUUAGAACACAACUUUUCGAAAUGUUCAGCAGUCUUAAUUAUUUACUUUUCUGUAUAUCGUAGCCUGUAACACAAACAUUUAUUGCUAAUGCUGGGCGUGAAAUAAGAAUUAUUUUUACAACCAGAUACUUUAAUUCAGUUCUGAUGUUUUGUUAAAUUUUCAAGCAUUUAUUCCAUGUGAUGGAGGUGCAACAAUUAUUUUGUGCGCAAUUUAAUAUUGAACAAUAUUAAACCAUAAGUCAAAACCUA